This is a messenger RNA of Cajanus cajan (pigeon pea), 375 nucleotides long. Lineage: Eukaryota; Viridiplantae; Streptophyta; Magnoliopsida; Fabales; Fabaceae. The record is from RefSeq and is a predicted model, not a curated record.
AUGGAGGCAAAGAUCCCAGUGGUGGAUUUCGAGAAACUUUCAUCAGAUGAAGAUGAGUUAAAGAAACUAAGAGAAGCAUGUGAGAAAUGCGGGUGUUUCAGGAUCAUGAACCACCCCAUUCCACUAACACUCAUGGCUGACAUGAAAUUAGUGGCUAAACAUUUGCAUGACCUUCCCAUGGACAUCAAAAUCCGCAACAAAUUAGCUAUCCUCCCUGACAAUGGCUAUGUGUCAUUGAGUGUAACAAGUUCUAUUUACGAGGGUUUGGCAAUCUCUGACAUGCAUACAUCACCCCAUGCAAUUGAAGAUUUCUGUUCUGAAUUGAAUGUCUCAAACCACCACAGGUUCCUUUAUUUUACUAUCUUCUCAAAGUAA